CCAAGUUCUGGUGGUGCAUGCGCCAUGACCAAGCGGAGGCACGAUAACUGGCGGUACUUCGAGAAGCAGCACGAUUUGCCGCGCAACCACCAGUGGUGGAAGAUCCGGUGCAAGGCAUGUAUUGAAGCCUACCAGAACAUGGGCUUGGAUGGGUACGGCGCCGUGUCGGAGCCCGAAACGCUUGAAUCCCGGCCGGCGAAGAUGGCCAAGCACGUCGAGGAGUGCCGUCACAUCGCUGCCCAGCUCGAUCGACAACGUGUACGACAAGAAGAGCGCGCGGACGCCGAGCAGACCGCGCGAGAAGAGCACGAACAGCCUCGUACCUCGAUUCGCCCACACGUCGAGCAUGUUGCAGCGGCGCCCAUCAAAACCCGUCCGCUAGUCGACUCCAAGAUUUCGCCUUACUUUGACCGCGAUCUCUCUCGGCAUGAAGUCGAGACCUUCCACCGCCUGCUCCUCGAUGUCACGGUCGAUGCCAACAUCCCCAUGUCGUGGGUCGGCUUUGUCGGCAUCCUUGGCUCUUCACAUGACGGCACCUGGGUUGUGCGCGGAGACAAGCUCAGUGCCCGACAGUCGGCUGCAUGGCGAACGUUGGAGGCCCACUUGAAGACUCUUGGGCAAGCCGAAGCCAUUGAGGCCCUGGACACCGUCCGUCGCUCGAUCAAAGACGAUAGUGAAGCACUUGCCCAACAGGUGCGGGAGAUUAACAAGAACAAGCGCCUGAAGGGCAUGAACUCUGCGUCAUCCGAAGCCUCCACGGCCCCAGCGGCGCGCUCCACGGCCGCGGCCGCGUCCUCCAAGCCCUUCGUCGCGUCGAAGGACGACUCGAAGCCCAAGAGAGCCCUUCGAACGCCCCAGAAGACGCUCAUCAUGGACUUGGACGCGCCCAUCAAGUCGGCUGCACCGAUGCCGCAGUCUUUUGAAUCGCCCGGCCCUGCGGUCGCGCCGAUGGCAGGGGCGACGCACGCGCAUCAAGUCAACUCGACCCCGCCAACGCCGAUGAGAGCCGCGACGCCUCAGUCACUGCCGCCGCGGACGCCAAUCAGAGCCACGACACGCACGCCUCAGUCGAUGCCGCCGCCUCAUCGGGAGGCCGUGCCAAGCUACCUCGACGACGAUCUGCCCGGCCCCUUGCCGCUCUCGCAGAGUACGGGGUCGAGUGAGUCUUCACAAGAAAUCAACAUGCCGCUGUCGGCGCGCAGUCCUGUGCCGAUGAGCGUGCGUGCCUCGGUACCGCCGACUCCCGCACCAGCGCUUCCGGCGCCAGCGACUCUGGACACUCUGCAGACGGCCAUGAUGGCGUCCGAAAAGAAGAUCCUGGCCUGCAUCGACGCUCGAAUCAAUCGCAUGGACAAGGAAGUCCAGGCUCGAUUCAAUCGCAUGAACAAGGAAGUCCAAGCGAUUCGUCGCCGGGUCGACGGCGGCGGCAUUGAGGAGCAUAUCGAGCGCGUCGCGCUCGACGAGCGCCCCAACAGCAACAAUGACGUGCAGCAAGACGCUGCCACGGACAUUCUCAGAACCUUUUUGGCCGACAUGAAGGCUUCGUUGGCCGAUAACGAGGCCAAGGUCGACAUUGCUGCGAUCCGCCAUAGUUUGGCCGACUUGAGCGACCAAUUACAAGCCGCCGACGUCGCGUCGCGCGCCGCCAACAUCGAGUCGCGCACCGCUAUACUCGAGCGCCUGGACGGCGUUUCCCAGGAGCUCGAGGCCGCGCGUCGUGCGACAGCGAAAACGAUUCUCGAGUCCAAGCGCCUUGAGAUGCCGACGUCGUUCAUAUUUACCGAGCACCGCAUCGACCCCAACAAUCCCGUGCUUCAGGAGUCGUCGGAGAAGUUCCUGGCCGGCGAAUGCGGCGGGUUUCUCUACAUUGUCGACGAGCGAACGGGUUUGCCUGUCCUUGACAAAGCAUCCAAGACUUACCCGAUGCCGAUCACGCCACCGUCUAGCGAGCGCCUCAAAUUCAUCUGCAGCCUUCUGGGCCCGUGCGAGUGCGGCGUCAAGUUCAUGAAGGCGGCGAAAACGGUGGCGAACGUGGUGCCAGGACUUGGUGUCCUAGUUCCCAUCCUCGAGACUGCGCUGAAUGGCCUCAAGGCGGCAGUGAAGGACUUGCAGUUCAACAAGGACGAGCUCAGUCGUACGUUUGUCGAAUUCGUGCGAAAGGGAGACCCCGAAGGCAACUAUGACGGCGUCGUGCAGCACGCCCGUGACGACGGCACAGUCAUGUGGGCGCGGCCACUGGACGUCCAAGCGACGCACAUCGCCAACGAGCCCGCGGCGCCCGGCCCCAACGACGCCUGAAUGCUUGCUUUCACCAAUUCGGCUAGUUGGCUUGCGUAAUGAAGUAAUGCAAU
Molecule: messenger RNA, 2351 nt
Organism: Saprolegnia diclina VS20
Lineage: Eukaryota; Oomycota; Saprolegniomycetes; Saprolegniales; Saprolegniaceae
Exons: 4
Coding region: 25-2298 (757 amino acids)
Source: RefSeq, a predicted model, not a curated record